AUGUUGAGGACGGCAACAGGCAAUGCUAGAAGACAAACUUUACGACUUUAUCGGUACAAGUCCUCAUUUGCAGUGGCCUUGGCUGCUGCUACAAAAUUGGUAACUCCGGAAAUAUUUCAAAAGAAUCCCCUUUCGUUAGUCUCCAAUGAGAUGAACACUUUGGCCAUCAAUAUCAUGUCACUAAUUAGUUCGGGGCACCCAACUUUGAACAGAGUAACAAGUUAUUAUUUUGAAGCUGAAGGUAAAAAGGUUCGUCCCCUUUUGGUGUUGUUAUUAUCAAGGGCCCUUUCAGCAAUUCCCGUCGAACAAAGAAAUAGGAUCGCAAUUGAUGAGUUCGAUUUUAGUAAUGAUAAAAAAUUGGCUAAGAUUCCAGGAAUUGGUAGUCUCUUUGACUUGCCACUGAAUAACAUAUCUCCUUUGCAUGUCUUACACGGUAUUAAGCCCUUGAAUGACUUGACCAAGAUGGCUUCUUCAUUCCCUGAGGUCGAUUUUGAUAAAGAGAGAGGUAUUUUACCAAAGCAGAGAAGACUAGCCGAGGUUGUAGAGAUGAUACAUACAGCUUCUCUGUUGCAUGAUGAUGUUAUUGAUCAUUCUGACACAAGACGAGGGAAACCUAGUGUGAAUAGUACAUUCACAAAUAAGAUGGCCGUUCUAGCAGGUGACUUCCUAUUAGGAAGAGCUACAGUGGCAAUUUCAAGACUAAGAAACCGAGAAGUUGUUGAAUUAAUGUCCAAUAGUAUUGCAAAUCUGGUGGAGGGAGAGUUUAUGCAAUUGAAGAAUGUUGCUAUUGACAAUGACGUCAGUUAUAUUACUGAUGGAGGUAAGAAGCAACUUCCCUUGCCUACUGGGAAGCUGGACUUGCCAGUCCAUGACUAUUCUGUUCCCAUUCUGUCCAACAAUUUAUCCCACCAAGAGAAGGUUGAUCUUGCCUUUGAAUAUUAUCUACAUAAGACAUAUUUGAAAACUGCAUCAUUAAUAUCAAUUGCUCUCCGUUCAACGGCUAUUCUUUCAGGCGCAAACCAUCAGGUUAUUGACGAAUGUUACGAAUACGGUAGAAAUAUCGGAAUUUGUUUUCAAUUGAUUGAUGAUCUUAUGGAUUUCACAGUCUCCAAGAAAGAUCUAGGGAAACCUGUUGGUGCAGACCUUGAAUUAGGAAUUGCAACUGCACCUGUCUUGUAUGCUUGGAGAGAAGAUGUAUCGUUAGGUCCAAUGAUUGAAAGAAAUUUCUCUCAGCCUGGUGAUGUUAAAAAGGCAACUGAAGCUGUACAUAAAUAUGGUGGUGUUGAAAAGACAAGAAAGUUGGCAGAAGAGUACAGAGAUAAGGCAUUGAAGAACUUGAGAAGCGUACUACCCGAAUCAGACUCUCGUUCCGCGUUAGAAUUUUUAACUAAUAGCAUAUUGACAAGAAGAAAAUGA
Molecule: messenger RNA, 1416 nt
Organism: Naumovozyma castellii
Lineage: Eukaryota; Fungi; Ascomycota; Saccharomycetes; Saccharomycetales; Saccharomycetaceae
Gene: COQ1
Product: trans-hexaprenyltranstransferase
Exons: 1
Coding region: 1-1416 (471 amino acids)
Source: RefSeq, a predicted model, not a curated record